Neurospora tetrasperma FGSC 2508 is the source of this 1325-nucleotide messenger RNA. RefSeq lists its product as uncharacterized. Gene Ontology annotation, cellular component: cytoplasm; nucleus. NCBI's taxonomy places the organism in Eukaryota, Fungi, Ascomycota, Sordariomycetes, Sordariales, Sordariaceae. Bases 321 to 1109 code for a protein of 262 amino acids. The record is from RefSeq and is a predicted model, not a curated record. The transcript has 2 exons.
CAAUGGUUCAUCGCAUCAGAAUAUAUGGAAGCAACCCGUCCUCGUCAUCUGGAUCUUAUAAGCUUCAUACCUAGAGGUAGUUAAACGUUUCGCGCAAGCCAGCUUCACGUCUUAUUGACAUCGACCCACCCGAAACGGACGGAUCCUCUGCUCCACCUGCGCGGGAGAAACCCAUCAUUCCACUUGGCGGACCGCCACCCCACAAACAACAACCACCACCUUGAUGGCAUAGACUCAUCAUAAAACACAACACAACAUACCGACGACCAAACAUCACUUUUAUACACACAUCGGGAAGAAAGUUUACGCCAGCAGACGCAAUGAACCAACAGAUACCUCUCAACUACGAGGCCUCGGCCGGCAACACCCACAUGCGCAUCACCAGCGAGCUCCCGCCCGAAGUCGUCCAAUGUCUCGAGAACGCGCGCUUCCUCCACCUAGCCACUUGCGUCGACAACAUGCCUCACGUCUCGCUCAUGAACUACACCUACCUCCCCUCUUCGCCCUAUUCCGACUCCCCCAUCAUUGUCAUGACCACCAACCCCGCCAGCAAGAAAAUGAACAACCUGGUCGCGAACCCGAACGUUUCCUUGCUAGUUCACGACUGGGUCUCCCACCGCCCCUCCACCUCCCACCAGCGUCGUCCCUCCAGCGGUUCUCCCGGUCCCUCGGAACACCGCUCCUCUUCUCUCGCGGCCCUUCUCUUCAACCUCAACACCAGCGCCGUCUCCUCCAUCAGCGCGACCAUCAACGGAUCCGCCCGGCUCGUCGACCGCGGCUCCGAGGAGGAGCGCUUCUAUCGGGAGAAGCAUCUGGAGAACAACACGUUUGACAGCGACCCGCAGCCGUCGUCGAUUUUGAGCAGCAUUCGAAGGGGCAGCACCGCGGGCCAGCCGACAUCGAUGUCGCAAGGUGGGCAAGGUGCGGGGGAAGAGGGAGAUUAUGGUAGGGAGAGAUACGUGGCAGAUGAGGAAGUGAGAGUGGUGGUGGUGGGGAUCCGGGAUGUCCGGAUUGCGGAUUGGAAGGGGACGGUGCAGGAUUGGGUUAUUGCGCCGCCGGAGGGAAGGAGUGAGGGGACGAAUGAGACUUUGGUGAAUGGUAUCCGGUAGAUUGAAGUGGUUUGAUAUGGGGACGGACCGGAAGGAACAGGGAUCAUUUAGUCUUGAAGUUAGGAAAGUAUUGUGGUAUGGUGCAACACUUGGACCUUUUAACCCAUUGCUUCGAAAACUCUAUUUCGAGACUCAAAUAUUAGAACGUAUGGCUGAGAAUAUACAUCUAGCCAGGACUUUUAGACACUGAAACAAUGAAAAGCUCUCAUUCUCAGG